Seriola dumerili (greater amberjack) is the source of this 1402-nucleotide messenger RNA. RefSeq lists its product as uncharacterized. The coding region runs from base 91 to 960 and encodes 289 amino acids. Lineage: Eukaryota; Metazoa; Chordata; Actinopteri; Carangiformes; Carangidae. Gene Ontology annotation, biological process: regulation of toll-like receptor signaling pathway. The record is from RefSeq and is a predicted model, not a curated record. The transcript is spliced from 2 exons.
GGCAAACGCUAUCACAUUGGGUGUGCCUAAGACUUACACCCAGAAGAAGCUAAAGAGAGACAUUAAAGAAGAGGACAGUCCGCUUGCGCCAUGCUGGCCGAAGGUUUUCUCAGAGUGCUGCUUUACAGGGAGGAGAGAAAGUUUGCUUCUGCUUCCAAACGACACAAAACACAGACGCACACUCAUCGUCCGGACGCGUUGAAGUGUAGUCUCUCGGAGUCAGACUCUACAGACAUACGGACGGAUUCAACUGAAGCAGGUUCAAACCAGGAGGAGUUAGACUCCACCCAUGCUCAGGGACUGAGAGUGCUGCCUCAAGAUCCUGUAGGCCUCUCAAUCCCUGGGUGUUCACCUUCCCUCGCCCUGGACCCUGACUUUACAGUUUACAGCCUUGACGACUGUAGCCUCCUGGAACAGUAUCCAGACCUGCAGGUGGUCGACUCAGGCCGCAUCUCACACAACCUACUGAGAGCCACUAUCGCUCAGCAGGAUUUGUACACUGCUCUCUCUGAAAAUCACCAACAUCCAGGAUGGGCAGCCCAGCAGGAGCCACAAGGGGAUCCUGUUUCAUCCAUACCAGACCAGGGAUAUCUGGUUAUGGGGGCCAGUGUGAACAUCAGCCUGGAUCUGCCCGGAUCAGGGUUGGAGCCCAUGUCAAACUCUGUAUUGAAUGGGCUGCUGGAGAAACAGCUAGAAGAGGUGUACAUGCAGCACCUGACUGACAACUUGGCUCGAUGCAACUCCCACCUGGGGAACAGCCUCCUGCACGGUCUGGUGCCGCCGCCGCAGCCCGGCAGCCAGCCGCAGGGGCCAGACUCACUGGAGGCCAGUCUGGAAAGAUCAGGAGGAGACAGCGACAAGAAGAUUAGUUAUCUGAGCACCCAGAACAUAGUACCCUGCUCAUCCAACUUCAGCUCCCCUGUACUGAGGAUUUCAGAGACUGACAAUACUCAUCAGUAAUGAAACGUGAUGAAUACAUCCUGCAAAAGUAUUAAAUGUAAUGGUUAGUUAAGCUUUUUUAUGCCUCUGUACUUCACUCCCAAGUUUACACAUACACAUGUAUAGAUAUGACUGUGAAAUAGAGAGAAAGCGCAAUUCACUAAAAUAGUUCAUACUUUUAUUUUUAACUGUCUACAUAGUGUAUUUGUUAACUUGCUUGAUGAAAUGAUGCCUCAGAUUUACCUGCUCUCAUGUGCCACCUGCUGUUAGAUUGUUGUACUACAACACGCUGAAUUUACCUGUUAUACAUGAGAAUUUCUUUUACUGACAUUAUAAGUGGGUGUCUAAUAGGCAGGUAAGAUGAUAGAGUAAACUGUAAGAUCAUUCUGCACAUUGGGGAAACCUUGUAGACAUGUAUCCUGCAAAAUAAUCCCUAUGGUAUGAAUAAACUAAAAUGAAAAAA